Planococcus citri (citrus mealybug) is the source of this 2407-nucleotide messenger RNA. Its product is annotated as serine/threonine-protein kinase 3-like. Gene Ontology annotation, cellular component: cytoplasm. Lineage: Eukaryota; Metazoa; Arthropoda; Insecta; Hemiptera; Pseudococcidae. Gene Ontology annotation, biological process: protein tetramerization; regulation of MAPK cascade; protein phosphorylation. Gene Ontology annotation, molecular function: protein serine/threonine kinase activity; ATP binding. The record is from RefSeq and is a predicted model, not a curated record. The coding region runs from base 350 to 1957 and encodes 535 amino acids. The transcript has 13 exons.
CAGCUAUCUUCCGGUUCAUGAAUUCAUGAUAAUUCAAAAUUUUAAAUAAUUUACUUGGUGAGUGAAAGUGGUCGAGAAGAAAAAUGAAUGCAAAAUACAUAACGUUGAUUUGCAUUUUGCAGUGAGUGAAUAUUCACUUUUUAUCUGGACUUGUUGGGAAUGCGUUACUAUAAACAACAAAACAAAAGUAUUAAACACACUAUUACUUGAAUACGAGAAAAAUUGUCAAGCUCUCGUGUUUUACAUUGUGAUUCUGUUUUCCCAAUCAAUCGUCCAUGAUAUUCGUCUCAAAUCUUGAACUUCCAAUUUCAUAUUAUUGGCUAUAUUCGGAAAUCUUUAUUGUUCCAUCAUGUCAUCAAAAAGCGAACUGAAGAAACUAUCUGAAGAAAGUUUAACCAGGCAACCUGAAGAAGUUUUCGAUAUCAUUUGCAAGCUAGGAGAGGGAUCUUAUGGCAGCGUUUACAAAGCUUUACACAAAGAGUCUGGCCAGGUGCUUGCCAUCAAGCAAGUACCAGUGGAUACAGAAUUGCAUGAAAUAAUAAAAGAAAUCUCCAUAAUGCAGCAAUGUGAUAGUCCUUAUGUCGUGAAGUAUUACGGUUCUUAUUUCAAAAAUACGGACCUAUGGAUCGUAAUGGAAUAUUGUGGUGCUGGUUCGGUUUCUGAUAUAAUGAGACUUCGUAAGAAAACACUGUCAGAGGAUGAAAUCGCUACAAUUUUAUCGGAUACCUUGAAAGGCCUAGAAUAUUUACACUUGAGAAAAAAAAUCCAUAGAGACAUAAAAGCAGGAAAUAUUUUACUGAAUACCGAAGGUCAUGCUAAAUUGGCUGAUUUUGGCGUUGCUGGGCAAUUAACGGAUACCAUGGCUAAACGAAAUACCGUUAUUGGUACUCCGUUUUGGAUGGCUCCGGAAGUAAUUCAAGAGAUCGGAUAUGACUGUGUUGCUGACAUUUGGAGUCUUGGUAUAACUGCUUUAGAAAUGGCUGAAGGGAAACCCCCUUAUGGUGAUAUUCAUCCGAUGAGAGCCAUAUUUAUGAUACCAACGAAACCGCCUCCUUCUUUGAGAGAAUUAGAUAAAUGGUCUCCCGAAUUCAUUGAUUUUGUUAAUCGUUGCUUGGUGAAAAAUCCCGAGGAAAGAGCUUCAGCCAGUGAUAUGCUGCAACACGAUUUUAUUAAAAAUGCCAAACCGUGUUCUAUACUAAGUCAAAUGAUAUCGGAAGCUAGAGAAAUCAGGGAAAAUCUAAAUUACGCUGCCGCUAAUAUGAACAAUAACAGAAAAAAUCUCGCUUUGAUUAAUGACGCUGCAUCCAAAACACUGAUGCGUGGCAACUAUGAAGAUAAUGAUAAAACUUUGGUGCCGGAAAUGUUACGGGGUGCUGGCAGUUUGACGACCAAAAUGAGUACCUUGACUGAAGAUUUAAAUACAAUGGUAAUCAACAGUGAUGAUACAGAUGACGAAGCAACUAUGAAAAGACAUGAUACUGGUUCUGCUGACUAUGGGAAAAAAUAUCGCCCACCUUUUAUGGACCAUUUUGAGAAAAAAGAUUCAGAAAAUAAUUAUAAGGAUUCAAGACUGUUACCGUCCACUUUAUUGUUUAAAAGCCAGUCACCACUAAUUAAUAUGAAUUCGAUGAAUGUGCUGCCGCCUAUUCAACAACCUCCUGUUGCGGAAUACGUAGUACCGCCAAGAUUAAUUGAACAACCACCUCUACCACCACCGAAACCUAGCAACGAAGUAAAACCUGAACUAGUCGUUCAUAAUAAAUUUCGCUCAGCUAUUGUAGAAGGAGAUUUUGAUUUUUUGAAGUUUUUAAGUUAUGAUGAACUUCAGCAGCGAAUGAGUACAUUAGAUACUGAAAUGGAAAGAGGAAUUGAUGAACUUCGCACAAGGUAUCAAACUAAACGACAGCCUAUUUUAGACGCUAUAGAUUUAAAAAGAAAACGCCAGCAGAAUUUUUAAUAAUCGUAUUUUCUCUCCUUAAGUCCUUAUUAACAUUGUUUUUUCGUUUGUUUUCCUUCUUUCUCAUUAUUUUCCCACGAUUAUCAUUAUUGUUGUAGUAUUGUUUGAUAUGUUCUGAAAGGCGUAACUUUCAGGAAUAUUUUGCAUGAAGUGAAAAACAAACUUUUUUUAUCUGUCUACCAUUUAAAUAUUUUACUUAUAUUGUACUUAGUAAUCAAAUUUUGACUAUUGUUCGUGAAAUUAAUUGUAACGAGCUCGCGUUGUAGGUAAAAACAGGUUGAAGUACGUAAAUGGAACAUUAUUCUUGUGUUCCACUUCACGUAGGUUAUUCUCGUUUAAUUACAGGGUAUCUUCUACGAAUGUUUUUUUUCUAGUUUUUAUAUCCAAACUUUUAACAUUUGAAAGGGUUUGUGUUUUUUAAUGCAAAGUUUUUGAAAAAUUAUUUUCUAG